Molecule: messenger RNA, 1941 nt
Organism: Aplosporella prunicola CBS 121167
Lineage: Eukaryota; Fungi; Ascomycota; Dothideomycetes; Botryosphaeriales; Aplosporellaceae
Product: carbohydrate esterase family 4 protein
Exons: 3
Coding region: 1-1941 (646 amino acids)
Biological process (GO): carbohydrate metabolic process
Molecular function (GO): hydrolase activity, acting on carbon-nitrogen (but not peptide) bonds; chitin binding
Source: RefSeq, a predicted model, not a curated record
AUGCGCCUCGAUUCCUUCGCCGCGGCCACUGCCGCCGCUACUCUUGUUGCCGCCCACGGCGACGACAUUCCCGGCGCUCCCAAGAUCUUCGGCCGCAGCCCCUUCGCAUUGAAGGCUAGGAACGUCUUUGACAACAGCCACGAGCACACCGUGGCUACUGUCGAGAACCGCCUGCAGAAGCGUCAGACUGGUGGCACCGACGGUCAGUGUGGCGCCAACGUUGGUACCUGCGCUGCUGGCUACUGCUGCUCCGCCUCUGGCUGGUGCGGCACCGGCAAGGACUACUGUGCUGCCCCCGACUGUCAGUUCAACUAUGGCCCCGGUUGCGAUACCAACGCCACUCCUCCUGGAGACAGCACUGCUGGCGUCACUCGCAACCUCGUCGGAGAUGUCGAGUACGGUGGUGUCGGUAUCUACAGCUGCGAGAUUGCUGGCACCGUCGCUUUGACUUACGAUGAUGGCCCGGGCCAGUACACUACUGAUGUUCUUAACAUCCUCUCGAGCUACAACGCCAAGGCCACCUUCUUCAUCACUGGUAACAACAACGGCAAGGGCGAGAUUGACAACGAGGCCUAUGCUUGGCCUGGCAUCAUCAGGCGCAUGGCGUCCGACGGCCACCAGAUUGCCUCUCACACCUGGAGCCACCAGGACUUGAGUGCCAUCACCUCCGAUCAGCGUAAGGACCAGAUGGUCAAGAACGAAAUGGCGUUGAGGAACAUUCUCGGCAAGUUCCCGACCUACAUGCGCCCGCCUUACUCCAGCUGCACCGCGGAGUCUGGCUGCGAGGACGACUUGAGAGCUCUUGGUUACCACGUCACCUACUUCGAUGUUGACACCGAUGACUAUGAUAACGACAGCCCGUCGUUGAUCCAAAACUCCAAGGACAGGUUCACCUCUGCUCUCACCGGCGGCAGCGCCAGCACUAAUGACUACCUCGUCAUUGGCCACGACAUCCAUGAGCAGACGGUCCACAACCUCACCGCCUUCAUGCUUGACGCACUCCAGGCGCAGGGAUACAGGGCUGUUACCGUCGGCGAAUGUCUUGGUGACCCCGAGGCCAACUGGUACCGCUCCUCUAGUGGCAGCGUCUUCACUUCCACCGCGGCAUCGAACCCUACUACCCCCGCUACCUCCACCAGCGCGGGCCCCACUGCCUCCCCUACCGGUGUCUCCACUGACGGCACCUGCGGUACCAAUGGCGCGACUUGCUUGAACUCCGAGUUUGGUAACUGCUGCUCUCAGCAUGGUUGGUGUGGCUCGACUAAUGACCACUGCGGCACGGGCUGUCAGGCGGGCUUUGGAAACUGUGGCGUUGCGAGUGGUUCAGUAAGCGCGAAUUCCGCUUCUAAAUCUCUUUCUUCUAUUUCCUCGGUCUCUAUCUCUUCGGUCUCUCCUUCUUCGGUCUCUCCUUCUUCGGUCUCUCCUUCUUCGGUCCCUAUUUCUUCUGCUUCUAAGAGUGCCACUUUGCCAACUGCGAGCAAGGUUUCCACCGACGGUUCCUGUGGUACAGCCUCCGGCUAUACCUGCCAGGGCUCCGCCUUCGGCAACUGCUGCUCUCAGUACGGUUGGUGCGGCUCUGAUUCCGACCACUGCAGUAACAACUGCCAAGCUGGAUUUGGAACUUGCGGAACUCAAGUAACCAACGCCGAUGGUGCUACGACGCUGGGAACGUCGUCGCUGACUACUUCCACAGUAAGUGCUGCUUCGGCGGCUAAAGCUCCGACGUCUACUACGACUUCGACUUCGACUACGACCUCGACCACGACUACUUCCAAGGUUAGCACCAACGGCAAGUGCGGUUCCCAGAACGGUGGCAUGACCUGUGCCGGCAGUCAGGGAUGCUGCAACCGCUUGGGCUACUGCGGAAGCGGCAUUGCGUACUGCGGCAUUCUCGUUGGUGGCUGCCAGAAGGGGUACAGCAGCGGAUGCUGGAACUUUUAA